UAUCUUCAGUCAUAUGUGCCAGAAGUUGCCUCUGCCUGAACUCAGACAAAAACACAUGAACUUCAACCAUAUGACACUCAGACAUUAUGCCUAAAACUAAUCUCCAAAUAUCUGACGUUUUUCCGAAGUGAGUAGACUUAAAAAAAUAAAAAUUAAAAAUGAGGGUAUAACUUAAUAGUCACACUAAAAUCAAGUAUUUAUUCACUCGCCCUCUAAAUUCAUGUCGCACAAGGUCGCUUAAGGAAAAUGCUUCCUACUAAAAAUAUUACUAUUUUCAGAUCUUUUGUUUACGGUGGGGAGAUCUUAUUCAUCAACACAAUUGGCAGAAACUCUGAAAUAGAAAAUGUGUUGAGAAGGCAUAUCAAUCAAUCAUAUACCAAAAAAGUUGUAUUACAGAUUAUCUACAUCUUGGCAAAAGAAAAAACAUUAUUAUGAGUAUAAGUAGCAGCAUUAGACCUAAUCAAACAACACUUAGUCUUAAACAAGUUAGUUUGUGAUAGGAAAAACACUCAUGGAGAAAGAGAAAGGUGAAGAAGAUAAGAGGAGUUGUAGUAGUAGUACUUGUCUGUGGAUGCUACCGGAGGGAUGUAUCGCUGAGAUUUUGUCCUUAACGAGCCCGAGGGACGUUUGCCGCCUUUCCUUAGUCUCUCCAUCUCUCCAAUCCGCUGCUGAUUCUGACUCUGUCUGGGAAAAAUUCCUGCCGUCGGAUUAUCAGUCCAUCAUUGCCGGAUCACCGACUCCGAUCCCCGAUUUUCGAUCACUCAAGGAUCUAUAUGUUUAUCUCUCCCAUCAUCCCAUCUUAAUUGAUGAAGGUCGCAAGAGUUUUUCACUUGAAAAAUCGACUGGAAAGAAAUGCUACUUCUUAGGUGCAAGGUAUCUUACUAUUGCAUGGGGUGAUACACCAGAAUACUGGGAAUGGACAUCACUACCAGAGUCCAGGUUUCUAGAAGUGGCUCAGCUCAAAAUUGUAUGGUGGCUUGAAAUUUGGGGCACAAUAAGAGCUGGGAUUCUGUCACCAAUGACUUCCUACGCAGCUAACUUAGUUUACAAGUUUGAAGAUGAUUAUGGGUUUGAUACUCGACAAAUGGAGGUUUCAGUUGGAAUUUCUGGUGUUCAAUCCGAAAAUGUGCGGGUUGCUUAUUUGCAUCCGGAUCCUCAAUUUCUACCAGAGUUUGUAUACGACGAGUUAUCUUUUACUCCGGGCUCCUAUAACUUCUUCACACAGAUGGAGUCUAAUUGGCAUUGGCCUGAAGAUAGUGAUUCGAGCGAUACACCACUUCCUAAACUUAGAGAUGAUGGCUGGUUUGAAUUAGAAUUGGGUGAGUUUUUUACUGGAAAUGAAGAUGAUUUCAUAGAGUUAAGGAUGCAAGAUGUGAUGACUGGUUGUCGAAAGAAAGGCCUGAUUGUUGAAGGAAUUGAGAUAAGGCCAAGAAUUGCUUAACCAUUUUACAAUUCAUUUGGUUAAGUAUUUAGUUCUGCGUUCUUAGUUUUUUCCUUGAAAAUGUUUAUUUUAUCGUAGAAACCUCAUAUGGCUGGAAGGAAUCGUACUAUAAGUUUUGAGUUUAUGAUACAUGUUGUUUUAGAGGCCUAUUUGUCCAAUGGAGCAGGCUUUUCUGUCGCUUGGAUAAGUA
Messenger RNA from Lycium ferocissimum, 1631 nucleotides. RefSeq names its product putative F-box protein PP2-B12. The transcript is spliced from 3 exons. Gene Ontology annotation, molecular function: protein binding. The record is from RefSeq and is a predicted model, not a curated record. Bases 512 to 1441 code for a protein of 309 amino acids. NCBI's taxonomy places the organism in Eukaryota, Viridiplantae, Streptophyta, Magnoliopsida, Solanales, Solanaceae.